Solea senegalensis (Senegalese sole) is the source of this 3482-nucleotide messenger RNA. It is a transcript of the gene stk35, whose product is annotated as serine/threonine kinase 35. Gene Ontology annotation, molecular function: ATP binding; protein serine/threonine kinase activity. Gene Ontology annotation, cellular component: cytoplasm; autophagosome. The record is from RefSeq and is a predicted model, not a curated record. The coding region runs from base 162 to 1454 and encodes 430 amino acids. The transcript has 3 exons. NCBI's taxonomy places the organism in Eukaryota, Metazoa, Chordata, Actinopteri, Pleuronectiformes, Soleidae. Gene Ontology annotation, biological process: autophagy; peptidyl-serine phosphorylation; axon extension.
CUGUUCCCUGUUUGUUCUCGGAGCUGCUGGAACAUUUUGUUAGUGAAGCUCGCGAGUUUCUUCCGAAUACCGUGAACCUUUUUUAGAAGAAAGAAAAAGAGAAAGGAACGACGGCCAGUUUAAUAGUCCAGAGUUAAAGUAAUGAAAGAUAAACACGCACCAUGCCUACUUUCAACAAAGAAAAAGAAGAAGUUAUGGAAAUUUGCAACGGGAAGAAGAGGAGAAAGGUAAGCGGGGGUGUGCGAGACUGCAGAAGGAGUGUGGUCGGGAAGAUGAGGCGAGCCGCUGGGAAAGUCCUCCGCUCGCUCUUGGUGGAGGACAACAACCACCACACCGAGUCCAUGGAGGAAGACGAUGAUUAUUUCUGUGUCAGCUUCCUGCGGAAUGGGCGCAUGAAGCCCGGCUCGGCGGUGUCCCCCCGGUACAACCUGGUCCGGGAGGUCGGCCGGGGAAGCUACGGGGUGGUGUACGAGGCUGUAUCCCGAAAAACGGGAGCCACGGUGGCGGUGAAGAGACUCCAGUGCGACGCUCCAGAGAACGUGGAGCUGGCUCUGGCCGAGUUCUGGGCCCUGACGAGCCUGGAGAACCGACACCAGAACGUAGUGCAGCUGGAGGAGUGUGUCCUGCAGAGAAGUGGCCUGGCCCAGAAGAUGAGUCACGGCAACAAGAGGUCCAAGCAGUACCUGCGUCUGGUGGAGACGUCACUCAAAGGGGAGCGGAUCCUGGGUUACCCGGAGGGGCCGUGUUACCUCUGGUUCGUCAUGGAGUUCUGUGAGGGUGGAGACCUCAACCAGUACAUCCUGUCCCGCCGGCCCGAUCCCCAGACUAACUGCAGCUUUAUGCGUCAGUUGACGAGUGCUGUAGCGUUUCUACACAAGAACAACAUCGUCCACCGCGACCUGAAGCCAGACAACAUUCUCAUCUCACAGAAAUCUGGUACACCUGUUCUCAAAGUUGCCGACUUUGGCCUCAGUAAAGUUUGUGCCGGUCUAAAGCGCAAUAUCAGUGAAGAGCACCCGGCAACAGGAGCAGCUGGCAGAGGCAGCAACCAGAACAACAUCAACAACAUAAACAAGUACUGGUUGUCAUCAGCUUGUGGCUCAGACUUCUACAUGGCCCCCGAGGUGUGGGAGGGUCACUACACGGCCAAAGCUGAUAUCUUCGCCCUGGGCAUCAUCAUCUGGGCAAUGCUUGAGCGGAUCACAUUCAUCGAUGCAGAGUCCAAGCGUGAGCUGCUGGGCACCUACAUACGGCAGGGCACAGAGAUUGUACCUGUUGGUGAGGCUCUGUUGGAGAACCCUAAGAUGGUUCUUCACAUCCCUCAGAGAGCCAGAAGCUCCAUGUCUGAGGACGUGAAGAAACUGCUCCAGGACAUGCUCGCGGUCAACCCUCAGGACAGACCAGACGCCUUCCAGCUGGAGGUGCGGAUGGACCAAGUCACAUGUGCAGCGUGACGGCCACCACCUUUUCCAACUUCUCUUUAUUUUUUUGUAACUCUAACCAGUCAACGAAGGGACCUCUUUGUUUCCCAGCUUUGUUUACUACAUAGACCUGGACGCCGAUGGAAAAAGGGCCUCUAACAACAAACUGAACUGUGAACGAUCCACAGUUUUUUGGGAAGUGACGGUUGAACUGAUCCACCGCUGAUCGCCGUCACCAUGGAGCUCUGUGGAGCUUUAACUGAGGAGAAUUUCAGUAUCUGUGAGACUUUGUCAUGGUUUUUUUUUACCGGUCACUCUUAACUGGCAAAGGUCACACGACUGGAUUGUGUCAGUGUCAUUGUGACGAUGGUGGGAAGAGCAGACGACACUUCACUGCUCCGUACAACCUUGUGCCUUAAAACACGACUCACAAAGUGCGAAUGGAUUUUAUGUGUAACAGUGGAAGCACACGUAAUGUGACACCCCGAAAGAGUUUGAAACUACUUUUCCUAGAGGUUAGUGUUUGCAGAAACGAGCAGUUGACCAACAGACACUUUGGUUUUCAGUGAUGUCACACUUUUUAAAUAAUACCCAACCAGUGAUGCAAUGAUGUCAGGUUAGAAUGUGACUGUGUGGUGACUUUCCACAUUUGUUCAUGUCAAGAAAAUGUUACAAGGACGUUUCACGACACCAGGCAGAGGCAGAAUUAAUGUGAAUAAUCUUUAUUUAGUGUGGAAGGGGGCACGUUAAGUGUCACCAUACAUCAGUUGUAUUGUUUCUGUUGAAUCCAAAGAGAGUAUCUGAUGGACAAAUCUGUCUGUCAUCACUGCAAAGCUUACAAUAAACAUUUUUCUUUUUUUACUUAAGUUCAUACUACAGGAUUUUUAUUCGGAUGCCAAAGAGUUUUGCAACUUGUGAGCAAUCGCCCCCUAAACUCUGAAAUGUGUCUGUUGAAACACAUUUCCCAGGCAUCACAGACAUCACUGAACUUUGACCAAGUCUGUGACGCUUCCUGUCACCACAAGCGAUCAGGUGUCGACGGCUGGAACUGUAAUAAGAAAAUCAUGGAUUCAUCAGAGACAGGAGACAAAGAGGAAACAGAGGAAUUCACGCAUCAUUCCCGUAUCGCGUCACUUCUCGCGUGUUUGUGACCACAUGUGUUUUUCGUGUGCGACCUCAACUCACAGGUCACUCGCGUCGUGUGAACUCACAGCGAGUCCUGAUCACAAGACAGUAAGUCAUGUGAUGCAGUUUGAACCAAGAAACAACGGUGAUGAUUUGAUGUACUAACAGUUUUGCAGUGAAUGUUUUUUUUUUUUAUUUACUUUAAGGGAUUGGAUGAUUGUGUCAUAUGAGAACUACCUGUAGAAAGAGUUUCUGUUUGUUGUGUUGUGAAUAACGGGUGUCUUUGUGGGAACAGUGACACCAGAGUAGUACUGAGCCGCCUUUGCCUGUUUCUUUGCUGAGUAUCUGAUUCAAGAACACUCACAGGAAAUUUGAAGAUUUACCAGCUGGAAAUCAUCCCUGAAAGCAGUCACGGAAAAGCCAUCCUUACUGUCCCCCUCCCUCCUCCCCGUCUUUACGGAAGCGCUUCAUAUUCUUUGCAGUGGUCACUGUGGUCAAGUAUCACAGAGACAUUGAAGCAACGACAGCAAGAACAUGAAGCUUAAAUGCACAGAAUAAUAAAAAACAAGUGGUAACAGGUUGUGAAGUCACAUGAGAAUCUUUUGAAGCUGAGAGAAUGACUGUUUUCCAGCGCCAUGUUCCUAUUGGACAACACCAGCUGUCACUCACACUGGCGUCCACUCAUGUGCUGCGUCUGUUUUACUUUAAAUGGAAAGAUCAUUUCCAAACUCCACACUUUCUUCUAUUGAAGGAGACAUGAGACUUGCAAUGGAGGCCAUUAACUCCUCAGGGAAAUGUCUCCCAUAGUUCUUGAAUUCUUUUUGUGAGCGUCCCCUGGUGGCUUGUUGGCUUCGGGAUGAAACUGGAAGACUCAGUCAUUGUUUCAGGAGGUAGUCAAAAAAAGAAAUGCUAAUCCUGGAAGAGGGAACGUAUACG